UCAAUAUUUUAUAUGUAGGUAUACUAGAAUAAAACAGACAAAAUCAUCAUUCACCUCUACAGAAUUAAUUUUGUUUUCAAAAUGCUUUGUCGGACCGACAUUAAAAGUUUUGUUAAAUGUAUAAAAACAAAAGUUUUAAAUUAAAGACAAUCAAGCUGUGAAAAGUUUAAAAAAAAAACAUUAAAAUGAGCGUGAACUUGAUAAAUUUGGAACAUGCAGAGCAGAAAAAGUUUCAAAAUAGAGUUCUUAUGUGGGAUGACAAAAUGUUGCCAUUGGCUAAGCUCGGAAACGAACAGGUUUGCAUUUUGAAGAAAUUAGAAAAGAAAAGCGACACGAAUGCAAAUACCCCAAAACAAGUGGAAAAGCAUAAGGUUGAUAAUGAGACUGAAGUAUGUCAAGCUGACUUUCUGAACUCGGCUCCAAUCGAAGCAACACCAGAGUUUCUGAGCUUAUUUGAAAAAUUUGAUGACAUGCAUCUCGGAAGUUCUAACAAUGUUUAUUCUGAAUUUUACAAUCAGAUGAGUAAUCGAAAAAAAGAAUGCAAUAUUUUGUAUGAACAUAUUGAAAAAAUUCAAGCCGAUCUAGACAUCCUUAUAAAGGAAUACGAAUUUGUAUAUGAAAAGACGUCAUUAAUGAAUACCGCUAGUGACAAGCUAAUUCAAGAUCAGAAUACAUUGAACGAGAUAACAUCUGAAAUACGAAUAAGGUUGAAACAUUUCAAUGAUGUUGAUACACUCAUUCAAAGAUUACAAAAUCCAACCUUCUCUGUUGCGAGUGACACCUUCACUGAAAUUAUUUCCAACAUUGAUGAGUCUGAAAAAUACAUAAGGAAUCAUUUAAAUUUUAAGGAAGCAUUAGCAUAUGAAGUGAAAUAUAAACAGUGUCGAUUAAAAGCCGUACAAAUGAUUAAGAACUACGUCAUUCAAAUUCUAGCAACUGCAACAGAUCAAGUGCUUAAUCCUAAAUUACAAUCGCAUCAGAAAGAAGAGCAAAACUCUCUUGAAAAAAAAUCUGAAACUUCAUUUGCAAUUUUUUAUGGUAAAUUUCAAGUAUCGUCCGUAAAGAUUCAGAAAAUAAUUCGAUUUGUUGAGGAUCGUUGCAAAAUGUAUUCAGCUUAUGAGGAUUUAUUAUCGGAAUUGCAUCAAUAUUUUUUGACACAACGUGUAAUAAUAAUGAGUUCAAGUGUUGAUGACACAAUUAAGAAUAUAUGCGUCAAAUACAAAGGUGAUCACUGUACUCUUGUUCGAUCUACAUGUACAUUCCUUAUACACAUUUGUCAAGACGAACAUCGCCUUUUUUAUCAAUUUUUUAGCGUUAAAAGUUCUCAAAUGUUAAGCUAUUUAGAAGGUCUUUGCAAUAUUUUGUAUGACAACGUUCGCCCUUUUAUCAUUCACAUAAACCAUUUGGAGACACUUGCUGAAAUCUGUGGAAUACUGAAAACAGAAAUGCUGCAUGAACAUGUUCAACAAAACUUUGAAGCUUUGGAAACAAUGGAAAAAGUAUUACAACAAUUACUGCAAGAUACACAAGAGCGACUUGUGUUCAGGGCUCAUUUGUAUUUGCAAUCAGAUAUACAACAAUAUCAUCCUUCACCUGGCGAUCUUGCUUAUCCUGAUAAAUUGGAAAUGAUGGAAAGUAUUGCAGUCGCGCUUCAGGACUCGAACCAGAUAGAUCGACUUGAUUCAAAAGCUCCAAGUCUUCCUGUUGACUCUGAACAACAAGCUGCAAUGCGUACUGGAAACAGCCCUGCAGAUAUGCAUGGGAUGUGGUACCCAACUGUACGACGAACACUUGUUUUUCUUUCUCGAUUGUACAGAUGUGUUGAUAGGCCCAUUUUCCAAUGUUUGAGUCAGGAAGCUCUUGCUUAUUGCAUCCAAAAUUUGUCAAGCGCAUCAAAUUCUAUAGCUGCAAAGAAAACAAACAUUGAUGGGAAACUCUUCGAAAUAAAACAUCUUCUCAUUCUUCGAGAACAGAUUGCUCCAUUUCGCGUUGAUUUUACAAUGAAACAAACGAGUUUAGAUUUUAGUAGAGUUAAGACUGCUGCUUUUGAACUACUGCAAAAACGAAAACAAUUAUUUUCUAUCAGUAGUAAUAAUGCUUUACUUGAAUUUUUCAUUGAUGGAGCUCCAGAAGUUAAAGAACAACUUUUGGAUUCAAGAAAAGAUGUUGAUCGCCAAUUAAAAAUUAGUUGCGAAUUUUUCAUAACAAAUGUAACAACAGAAGUUGUCGGUCCAGUUCUAUCGUUCAUUGAGAAUGCUGAAAAAUUCCUCAAACAGCAACCAUCAUCGCAACCACAAAUUGAGAGCAGUGGUAUCGAUUCUUUAAGAAAAUGUUCAUGGUCAGCACCUCAGCAAAUACAUUCAUACAUUCAGGAAGCACAAAGAAAUAUGAAAAAUAAACUUCCUGGUAUUCAACGAUCUAUGCAACUUUAUCUGUCAAAUAAGGAAACUGAAUUGAUAAUGUUUCGACCGAUUCGAAAUAAUAUAAUCGCUUCUUUCGUACGCCUUGAAGAACUUCUUGUAACAAAUAGAUACAGCAACGAUGAUAUGUUGAUUGUUAAUAUUCCAACUGCUGAUCAGGUGUCAGUUACAUUAAGUUCAGCUAGUCUUCUAGUAGAUGCAAACUAUUUUCAACAACUUAAAAAAUAAAAAUUUAUGAACUAAACAGUCAGUCACCCAUUUUAUUAUUUAUUUUAGGUUUUCAAUUAUAAAUGAAAAUAAAUAAAUGGAGAGUUUAUUUUACGUCUAACUUAAUAUUUUAUCUUAAAACAAUCAAUCUUCUUUAGCUUGAAGCAAUACUUUCUUAAUCUUCAGAAUCAUAUCUGCUUUUAGUUCGUCUGGUAUUUCCUUCCUAGCUUUUGGUGUAACUCUAUCGACCAGACUAUCUACAGAAAUUAAUCCAUUUGCUUUUGCUAUUUCUUCUCGACAAAGAAUACGAACUUUGUCAUCCCACCCACUUUCUUGCAGUGAUUGAACCAAAUAAUCUUUCAGUAGCAUUCGUUCACCUCGGAGAAUCGUCAUUUGUUCAGCAACACGUUUUGCAUUGACGUUAUUAUGAUCGUUAAUGUUUCUUGACAGCCUUAAAUUGAACAUCCAAAGUGGACUUCAGAAUGAUGAUCAAAAUUCGAUUUUUUUCUUUAUUCUUCACUUCAAUGGAUGAUGAGAAACAAGAAGAUAAUAAAAAAUAUGAAAGUGCCUAUGUAG
This is a messenger RNA of Clunio marinus, 3203 nucleotides long. NCBI's taxonomy places the organism in Eukaryota, Metazoa, Arthropoda, Insecta, Diptera, Chironomidae. The record is from the annotation of a GenBank genome assembly.